Messenger RNA from Coprinopsis cinerea okayama7#130, 1359 nucleotides. Its product is annotated as NWD2. The record is from RefSeq and is a predicted model, not a curated record. Lineage: Eukaryota; Fungi; Basidiomycota; Agaricomycetes; Agaricales; Psathyrellaceae. The transcript has a single exon. The coding region runs from base 1 to 1359 and encodes 452 amino acids.
AUGUUCCUCGAGCAAUGCAGUGCCCCUGGAGCCAUGAACGACUCUAUGGAGCGAUUCCCUCCUCCACGGUGCCAUGCAGAGACCAGAAAGCGGGCGCUGGGAACCAUAGAGCAUUGGGGGACCUUGCCUAGGGCCGACAGGGAGAAGCGCCUCUUCUGGCUGCAUGGGCCGGUCGGGAUGGGCAAGACGACCAUCGUCCAGACCAUCGCCGAGGAAUUCGAGGCGAAGAACAUUCUCGGCGCCUCCUUCUUUUUCUCGCGGACGGACAACAACAGAAAUCGAGCAGAGCGCUUCGUCGCAUCGCUAGCUCUCCAGCUUGCCAUCUCCGUCCCCGUACUCAAACGCCAUGUCGAGGCGGCGUUGAGAGCCAAUCCAACCAUUCUGCGCAAAGCUUUGCCGAUCCAACUCAAGAAGCUGAUCAUCGAACCUUUCCGCAAGAUCCCUCCGCUCGAUGACGACAAAGUGGUGGCCAUCGACGGCCUGGACGAAUGUGAGGGGUCCCGACCAAAUGCACAGGAUAAAGAGCGGGAGCAGCUCUUGAUCCUCCACCUCAUCGAGACCAUGCUGGAAGCAGACCUUCCUCUCAACUUUUUCCUCGCAUCUCGUCCUGAAGCAUGGAUCCAAGAAGCUUUCGAGGACUCCCCAGCUCUCUCGGACACCACACAACGAAUGGACCUGUUCGAGGACUCCGAGAAGGACGCGGACGUUGAAUUGUACUUCCGCGAUCACCUCGAGCGUAUACGGCAUAGCAAGAGGCAUCGAUUUUGUUUCUCCAAUCUCACCGAACCAUGGCCUCCUAAAGUUACCACUACGAGCAUCAUCAACAGUGCAAGUGGCCAAUUCGCCUACGUCGAUGUAAUUAUCCGUUACCUCGAUGACCCCUACAGCAAUCCGGUCGUCCAGCUGGAGACUCUCUUCGGGGGAACUGCCUGUCGUGCCAACGGAGCUGACCCGAUGCAACAGCUGGAUGAUCUGUAUCGACAGAUUUUGCUGGCCAGACCUAAUCCCAGUGAGACGCAGAAAGCCUUGGCUUGGAUCGUGAACACCGAUUUUGAAUACUUGCCGUCUGUCUCAUUUCGCCUCUAUGAAGCGAUCAUGGGAUAUGAGCCAGGAGAGAUGGCUCGCUCCCUUCGUGGUCUUCAUGCCCUGGUCCGGGUCCCCUUCGACGGCACUGAAGGCGAAAGAGCGGUGAUAUAUCAUCGUUCUUUGGUCGAGUUCCUCAAAUCUCCAGAACGCUGCGGGACCGAGCUAUACCUGGGCAGUUACUGGACCUUUCUAUUUCGAUAUCGGUGCUUAAUUUACCUGUCUGAGAACCCUUCCCUGGCAUCACUCAGCGCAGGAUCGAAACUUUCAGGUUAG